AAGGACUAAUUGUUUGAUCGUCACUUCUCCCCGCCAAGGUCUCGCACCACAACUGAGCACUUCGACUUACCUAUCCUUUUCACCCGCGCCUGGGCCUGUUUACGAUAUACACAUCUGGGUAUUUGCUAGAGCUGGCGAAGACUCCGCUAGCUCACUCUUCCUGCAAUCGUGGAUAUCUCACUUCUUCUCGAGUCGCGAGACUCUGCGUCUCAGCCUGCCAAUAAGCAUGCCACCUCUCCGACAAGCUCCGCAGCCGGCGUAAGCAGAGCUGGGCCGACUUCGACGUCGACUUCAACUCCCCACUACACGCCUGCCAGUGCAUAUGCGACGCCAACCUCUCUGCCCGUCGUCUCGCCAACUGCGACCUCUGCUCAUCAACCUCCUAUGCACCAGCUCCCGCAUGUAUCAACUCUGCAAUCCCUUCCAUCUAUCCAGCCACUGCAACAACCUCACGAGCUACACCAGAACAAUGCCUUUCGACCCCUAUCUUUCGGUGCCCAUCAUAACGGUCCGCCUCACUACAACUCAGGUCAUUCUGGAUUGGCUUCUCCGCCUCUACAAAGCCUCUCCAUCAAGCGUACAGCAUCGCAAACGCCACUGGUCGAUGAAUCGCCGCAGAAGAAGACCACGAAGUGGACUCAGGAGGAAGAUGAGCUCACUGUCGAGUUAAGGGGUCAAGGUAUGAAGUGGGAGGACAUUUCCAAGAGGAUUCCUGGACGGAGUGCCAUCUCAUGCCGACUUCGCUAUCAAAACUACCUCGAGAAGCGCGCACACUGGGACGAGGAGAAGAAAAAUAAGCUCGCGCGACUCUACGUCCGCUUCAAAGAAGCAAUGUGGCAGAAGGUUGCAUCGGAAAUGGGUGUUCCGUGGCGCUCUGCUGAAGCAAUGCACUGGACAUUGGGGCCUGACGAGAUCGCACAGCGGGCCAACCAGCCAGUGUUCCAACUGAACGCUGCAGCCACGGCUGGAUCAGAGGCUGCGUCCACUUCACCGCACGCUGCACCACUCAGUGCCGCAGCAGCCUACUACUCUAAUCCUCAGAUGACUCCACCAUCUUAUGCUACUGCAUCCUAUCCUCUCGCUGUUACUGCCACGAAGCAAGGACGGCGGAACGACCUUGCUGCUCAACCGCCGCCACCGGUCAUACAAGGUUACUCGUCAGCAGCGCUGCAGCAAAGGCCACCGACCAGCGAAGGGUAUGGGCCACGUCCAUACGCAACGCAGAUUGAGUACUCAAAUCCACCAUCAAGAGUAGAACUGGACUCGAUGAGCCACCGGAGCUACGAGAGCAGUACGAUCGAUCACAGAAGCCGCAAUGACAAUGCCAACUCCAGCCAAGCAAGUGCAAGCAGAAACGGUGAGGACAGGCAGAGCCAAGGCAGCCGUGGAAGUCCAAGAAGUAUCCACAGCGCGCAUAGCUCUCACAGUGUCCACAGUGCUCGAAGUGGGCAUAGCACCGGGUCGACAGGCCGAGGAAGAGAAGGCAACGUCAUCAGACAAAGAAUGGAGGUGUCCUGAGCAACAUAAUUAAUAGUGUGAAGCGGGAAGGCAUUCUGAACCAUAAUUCACCGUGGAUUUGCGUACACGACCUACCUUGGAGCCAGAUACACACGCACAACACAUAGCAGCAUACAUGAAU
Pseudovirgaria hyperparasitica is the source of this 1639-nucleotide messenger RNA. RefSeq lists its product as uncharacterized. Gene Ontology annotation, molecular function: RNA polymerase II cis-regulatory region sequence-specific DNA binding; DNA-binding transcription factor activity, RNA polymerase II-specific. Gene Ontology annotation, cellular component: nucleus. The transcript has 2 exons. The coding region runs from base 385 to 1518 and encodes 377 amino acids. NCBI's taxonomy places the organism in Eukaryota, Fungi, Ascomycota, Dothideomycetes, Acrospermales, Acrospermaceae. Gene Ontology annotation, biological process: regulation of DNA-templated transcription. The record is from RefSeq and is a predicted model, not a curated record.